Porites lobata is the source of this 16435-nucleotide messenger RNA. The record is from the annotation of a GenBank genome assembly. Lineage: Eukaryota; Metazoa; Cnidaria; Anthozoa; Scleractinia; Poritidae.
AUGUUGCUUUUUCUUCUCUUUUUUGUGUGCUUCACAAGCGACGCUUAUGAAAGGCAGCUGCUUGGAAGAGGAAUAUAUGUACCCCAAGAGAACAUACUGGGAGACAUGGACAACGUUGGAGCACGGGUAUGUUGUCUGCUAGUAUUUGCAAUGUAAAUGAAUGUCUGUGGAAUGACCAGCUGUAUAUAUAUACCUGGAUUUUUGAAAACCGGGUUAGCAAAAAUAUCAAGUCAUUCUACUACUUGGUAAUUUAAAACAACAAAACUCAUUCAAAGGCCGAUUAAAAGCCUUUAUAUGACGCCGGGCAGUGCGUUAAUGGUCCCUAGAAGCAUUCCAACGAGUCCAAAUUUAGAAUGACGCAAAUUUUAGAACAUUUUAUAUUCAGUAAACUAGCUGACUUCGCGAAGUUUUAAACCGGUGUCAUUUCAGUCUAGAAAUUUUUAAGUUGAGUGAGCUGCAGCGAAAGAGUGCCUGGUUAAGGCUUACAUAACAACUUAAAUAGUUAGCAAAACACUACUUUUUGGGCGGUCCGAUAAACAACAGGAUUCCGCAUGGAAUAGACUACAAACUGAAUGAAACAUAGUGUACAAAUUAUCACCUUCUUGUCUGCAAAAACCGGCCUAUGGUGCAAUGCCAUUAGAGCCUGCUGAAACUAGACCUAGAUCUCAUUUUCCUGAGUCGAGAGUUGCUUUUCCAAGGUACAAUCAGCUAAGCUAAACACCGACGAAACAAUAUUAAUGGCUGGCACAGAAUAUUUUGGCGAAACCGCAGUUCAACCACGCAAUCACAUACCUGUCAACAGCAUGCGGAAAUCACACAAUCACACACUUUCGCGGCACUGAUAAGACUAUCCACAACCACGCAUAAUCUUCUCACGUUUAACAUAAGCGAAAUAUCAUCGAAUAACUCGGAAAAACUCAGCCUAUUGCCAGAUAAACACCUCUGGACCUUUCUCUUACACUGUUCCCGAGGCCAAAGACUUAGUGGUCACCUUAGAAAAGCGAACAAUAUCGUACCUUUCUGUCUCAGCCCGGAUCAGGGAGAUUAAUCCGUUUAGCCAAAUGAAACGAGAAUAUAAUACGAUAUUGGACGAUGCAGACUCUGCGAAUCGUAAUAACUUUGUCCCAUCUCAGAGCUUUACAUGAUGCUCUCCGGGAAACUUUUCUCAAGGUGACCAAUAUAUAAAACUUAACUGCUAAACAGCACCGAAACCAGCCUUAAGCGCCCGCUGAUUUCAAACUGAUAACUGUCACUUGUGUUAAAGAAAGAAUUGUGGGUAGGGAAAAAAAUGGAGGGGGGGUUAGAUAGUAAUUCUGUCUACAGCCACUUCUACACAAAUCUCUAACCAUAAGACAAGCCAAAAAAACAAACGACAUAAGCAAACAACACAGUAAACAAGCUAUUAGACAGCAGAAGUUGAGAAAAAUUACAAAAUGUUUGCUAACCCGGUUUUCAUAACUCCAGGUAGAUAUACAACAACAAUAAGCUUGGUAUGAUCGUUUUUAAAAGAUCUUAAAAAUUCUUGUUUUUGAGAGCUGGUGAAGGAUGUUUUGCCAGAUGAAUAUGAUAUCUAUUCUUGUUUCAUUAAUCCUUGAAACCCUAAGAUCAAAAUUUGAAUUCUCAUUUGUUGUCCCUACUCAUUUCCUACAGAAGUAGUGGGGAGAAGUUGAUAAAUUAUCAAGCAAAUUCAUCUUGUGUGAUCAUGUCCGUAAUUCUCACGACCACUCUGUUUUACAAAGCAUUGAUAUUACAAAGAGAAAUUUGAUGCUACAAAGUUUUUUACUAUAGCGGUAUCUAGCAAAUCACUCAGGUAGGUUGAAAUAUUCUGACACCUCCGUAAAGUGAGAGUGAAAGCUACUCUUAAUGCAAUGAUUGAAGUGUAAACCAAAUGACAUUAAAAACGAUUGCUUGACGAAAGAUUCUUCAUCUUUAGACUGAAGAUACAAAAUGUAGUUGUUUUUGUUGAUAGUGAUAUUUAAAGGAAAGCGACCAAGUUGGUAGCUCUACAAGCAAUAUUAGAAGCCUUGUUGUUUACCUCUAAGCAACGUUUGCAUGGUGUUUCUUUUCAAUUUGUGAGCCGUCCCAGUCUGGUUUGGCAUGCACACCCCAAUUAUACAGCUAUUUCAAAAAACGUUGUCGGAAGAAAAGCAAAAAGUCUUCAAGCCAAGACCUCAAGGUAAUGUGGGUUGUUCCAAAUCCGUCUUUUGCUGGCAAACAAUCACUCCACUAAACUCGCUGAUUUUUAUUCGUCAUUUAUACUGAACCAUACUUAUCAUUUUAGUUGUUAAAAAAGCACAAGGGAAAAUUACAUCCUCUCCUUUCUUAGUGUCAUCCAUCGAUUUGAGACAUUUCCAGAAAGUUUUCGCAUCUGAAUUGUCUGCAUUGCAUUUUUUUUCUAGCUCCAAAAUCUUGGCAUUGUAAUAAUCAUUCUUUUUAGUAUUAAGCAAUUUCUUGUAUUGCGUCAGGUUAUCAUCAUAUUGCUCACGUAUGGUAGGAUUCAGAGGGUCUCUUUCUUAGUCUUGUUUGCUAGUUUUCUUAAUUCAUAUAUUUUCAAACGGCAUUCUUUAUCGAUCCAUUUUUUGUUUGAGAAUGACUUUAAUGCGUCUAUGAGUUUUACUUUUUUAAAUCUUUAAACAGCAUUUAGCCAUUGUGAUUGAAAUGUUUUCCACCUUCUCGAGGGAUAUCUACGCAUAUUCACUGUGUGUCGUCAGCAAUAUAAUCCCGUAUAAGCGUUUGUACACGGGGAGACGUUGAAGCAUCUUUGAAUUUUUGCGCAGAGUCGUUUACCCAAAAAAAUUGUUUCGGUAAAUGUGUUAAACAAUCUCCUUCAACUCUCUUUUAACGGACACAUCUAUAAGAAACAGGACUUGUAAUUCGGAUGUUCCCAGUUCUCGUCUCAGUUGUCAGUAGUCUGGCUAGUCCCUAGUUCAAAUCUUCGGCCACGCUUGUAAAUAGCCAACUGGUUCGCCUCCAAUAGUUGGGAUUUUUAAGCAUGUGUUAUGUUCUAUUUAUUAUUAUUAUUAUUAUUAUUACAGACCCCGCGCUAAGACAGACACCCUGUGGUUGCGCGCAUGUGAAUUUUGACGUUGGACUAUCCUGUUCUAGGUGUUCAGAUAGUAGAGCGCGGGAGAAAAAUUCACGAAGAAAAAAAAAACGACGAGAGACUAGUUUUCCCGGUGUAUAAUUUAAAUCGCUCCCCACUGACCGCCGCGCUCUAUUUGAACCCCUGAAACAGGCUAACGUUUGACUAGUGCCUAAUUUAGUAGUAAUCCUCUUUAAGCCGUUGGAGUCACAAGUCAUUGCAAGACGAUUUAUUUUUCACUUUUUAUUCAAAAUUUGUGCUUUGUGAUUUAUCGACUACUUUUCAGAGUUUUCUCAUGCAGGUUUUUCUUUCUAUUUUUCUUCAUUAAUAAAACCGGCGCCGGCCUAGGGACUUUACGAAACUACAACGAUGUCGGCAAUAAGAACGUCCAAAAAGCAAUUUUCUUCUCGCGCAUCAUGUUUUUUUUUUUUUUCAUUUCCGUGCGGUCCCUGCCGAACAGCUACAACGUGACGUGAAAUAAUUUUAUCGGAGAGGCGAUAAAUUUUACUGUCUAUUCCUGUACUCAAACGCGGUCCUCACUCUUCUGCUCCAGCUAAAUCUCCCAAUUUUUUAAAGACUGAAUGAGUUGGAGGCCGAACAAAAAUUUUAAAGGAAACGAAGUCAGUUUUGCAGUGACUUGUUCACUUGCGCGCGCGUCGCCGUUGUCAGGUCGUCACAUUUCACUUCCAAAGUUAGGCUAUUUUUCGUAGGAAAAAGGAAACCUAAAAUUUUCGGAUUUAAAAAUGUGAUGGCGAGAGGAAUCAGAAAAUGUGUCACUUUCGUAAUACGUCAAAUUGCAUCUAAGAUUUUCAGGAAAAUAAUACUCAAACCCUUGAAAUUUCGAAACGAUUUAAGUUCCCCUAGGAUGACCGAGCAGAUACAAAUUUAAUAGCCCCGCUUAGAAUGCAUUUCUAGAGAUCUGAAAGUACCCUGGAUAGGCUAAAAAGUGUUUUCUAUGUAUGUAGGAGGAAACCGUCGUUGGGUGCCCUUGAUGAAAUAUAACCGAGCUACGGAAAGGCGGUAAGAUUUCAAGACGUUCGGUGUGAGGACUAUAAAUGAACAAAGAAACUCUACCAAUGUAAAUUUGAACUGACGAACUAACGUACCGCAAAUCACGAGUAAGAAUGUCAGGGUUUGCAAGUUUCAUUGAUGGGUGAAGUCAGUGUGACUUCUGCUCGACAGACUUUGGAAUAUUUGGAGUCAAGUAACACAAUGAAAAACAGAAAUGUAAUAUUCCUUAAACAAGAGUUAAAAAAAAAACAGUAAUAAUAAGAGUAAUAAAAACUUUGACAGCUCACGAGUGUGCCAUUUCAGCGCGUGGUUCUGGCAUGUAUACACUAUCGUGAAGGAAACAUGAGGUAGUUAAGGCUGUCAUGAGAGAGUCCUCUGACCUGAUCAGGAUAAUUAUCGUAAAAACAUUAUAACAUGAAAUGGCGUAUAAGUAACUUGUAAAAUACUUUGUCGCGUGUUUGGGUCCAUUGACUGAUGCACGUCAAUCAUCUAUCAUACAAUAAGGCUACGUACUUUUCCGGAAUCCGGAUUGGUCGGGAAUGUAGACAAUUUUGUUACUGGGUUCCUUGUGUCGUUUUUAAUAGAUGUGAGUAUCCGAAAUAAAAAAGCGCCAGUUUCGUCAAGUCUCUAGAGAUUUUGGACCAGAAACUUAAAGUGAAUCCGAUGCUUCUCAAAUUCGGAAUGUUUGUAGUAAAAACAAUUUUUCCAACGAAUCCGGAUACUUUUUCGCAUUUGAUCAUACGAGUUUGCAGUAGUACCAAAGUGGAAUUGUCACUCUCAUGAAAAUAGGGUGCUUUAGCAACAACGACGGCCAGGGCAGCAAAAACGUCCUUAGUUAUCAAACGAAUGCGCGUUUUUUUUUUUAACUUUUUCAUGUGUAAUCCAGCUCCCUUAAAAUGCUAAAUUAAGGUGAAUUUCCCUGCGAAGUCUUGGAAACCGCACCCAAGUUGUGUUUACGUCCUUCAAACAAAGACGCCAAAAGUAAAUUUCACGUCGUGGUCGUACAGGUCGUAAAACACAGCUUGCUAAACGUACAAAAUUUGUUGUUUUGCAUUUUCUUAUUAAACCUGUUUCCUUUUGACGUUCUCGUUGCCGUAGGGUCGCCGUCUCAUUCGUCUUUACUUCCAGGAUCUAUCAAUGUGCGCAAACCAUUAGCAAUCCCAAUACGUUUUUAAGUAAUGAUCCGGGUAAGGUGGAUAGCAAUUUCUUUUGUUAUGCGGCAAGGGUGCUUUCCCCACAUAGGAAUGUUCUCAUUUUUACACAGAGAAAGCAUAAACCUACAUGAAGGCCGUUUACGCAAUAAAAUGCAUUUACACUCUACUUUGAAAGGGUGUUUUUUUGUGUUAAAAGAUUUUGACCAAUCACAAGAGUGGAAAACAAUAGCCGAGAAAAGUUUACAAUUUUACAUGUUUCCCACAUAGGAUUUCUUUGUUAUUCAAACUCAGACCAGAUUUUGUUAUAUGGAAGAUGGUUGGAAAGUAAGGAUGAAUAUAUGUACUGCUUUAUGAAGUUUUGUUAACUUUUGCUGUUUAAGCCAAUCAGAAGUAAGUACCGACAAUAGAAAAGUUAGCACCUUUUUUGCAUUCCAACAUGUUCGUUGCCGUUCAGUGCUUUCGUUCUUAUCUGGACCGUUUCUCAAUAAAAACGCCUGCCAACUUUUCAGUAGAUAGACGUGAUUCAAGAUUCGGUGAAUUACGUCGUUUCUCUGGAAACCGAAUAUUUGGGUGCAGAGAAAAAAAGAGUCCGUUGUUUUAGACCAAAUAUAUAUUUUAAAGAAACAAACACGAGAGUUGAAUGAAUGGAGGCAAUCUGUGCAGCUCUUAAAAUAAUCCAUUUUGGAUCGUUAUACUGCCCAGAUACAUGUACCCCUCCCCUAAGCCAAUGUUGCUAAUGUUGGCCUAGGGGAGGGGUGCGCAAUUUCCAGAAACCAUAAGACGUAUAAUGACCAAUAAUCAUCUUUAUGUAUUUUGCUUUCUCUUUGGUAUUAACUUUUGAUUUUUUUUCUUAUCUUAUAUCUGUUCUUUUGACCCAAACAAGCGAAUUCUCAACCAGCUUUUGACUGUUGCUUAAUAGAAGGAAAGCUUUCUACAGACUGAUUGUCGUUCUCGUUCGACAUCCUUCGACCUCGCAAUCGUAAGAAAUUUUUAUCCUAUGAAAUUGGAUCCUUGAUGUAAAUCAAAGAAGCUUUCUAAAGAUUUGUUGCCAACUAGAUGGGAAUUUGCACAUGAUCACUUUUGAUUAUAGAACUGUGCUCGAUAUGUAGUCAAGUAUGUCAUUCUGAUUGCAGAUUUAGUGGUCGCUUACGAGAAUCGCACAACAAACUAAAUAUUACUGAUCAUUUUAACACCUUCUAAGCUGCGAAAGUUGAUUUAAAUCUUGUGAACAUAGAAGCUGAAGGCUUAAUCAUAACUUUCAAAGCUUGAAAGUAGGAAAGGCGAGUUAACUUUGAUGAUAAUAAUGGUUAUGAUGAUACUGUUGACUAUGAUAAUAGAGUCUUUUAGAUUCUAAGACGAGUACGACUACGAGUACGAGAUUUUCUCAGUACUAAGUAGUGCACUCGUGUGAGCAAGCGUCAUUUUGGCGGGAAAAUGUGGUAGCUACUACGAGUUUUCGCGCGAAUGUUGUGAUAGCGAAAACAAGAUAUCAAAUGUUAAAAGUUUUUAUCACUUUGCUAUCGGGAGAGCGCGUAACCUCCUUCACUAAAGUUAACAAUGCUAAUUUUUCUAUUAAAAAAAUGGGAAAAUGAAGCUUUCCGGGAAGUCUAUAGAUAUUUUGAGAAGACGAGAAAAAACUUCAAGUCAAAUCUCGUAUAUUUUACUCGUAGUCGUUCUCGUCCUAGAGGCUAAAGGUCUCUAAUGAGAAUGGAAACAAUCUGUGACGUUAUUAUAAAAGAAGGAUAAAAGUAAAGGUGGUAAUGAUAAUGUAGAUAGAGCUGGUUACCAUGGUUACUGCACAAAGUAAAGGGCAUUACAGUUUAGUGCAUUAAUAACAAAAACAUCCUUCAUUGAACUAGAAAAUAAGGACCUUCACUUGUGUAGUGGUUUAUUAAUAAUGUUACAAAUACUUAAUCUUUCAAUGGCGCCUAAAAAUAACACCUUUGAUAACACCAUCAAUACUGAACCAGAUCUAACCAGUUUGGUGAAUUUCGUAAAUCGUAAAAAGGCUGGCAACUCCGCUGAUUUCAAUAUACCCACAAUUUCAGAACGCGAAGUUUUAGAAAUCGUCAAAUCAGCCCCAUCAAAUGCUGCAACUGGACUUGAUGGAAUGAGCUCCCCUUUGUUAAAAUUAAUUGCUCCUGCAGCCGCUCCAAGUCUAGCAAAAGUAACAAGAAUCGCCGAAAGGCGAUUUUUAACUGGGCUGCCAAGGGGCUAUUUUUUCUGAAGGGAGGGGGCGGCUAUACACACUCAGGCUACCACAAAACCUUGUCGGCAACCAUUGCAUGCGACAGAACCUCAUGUGAGACUGAAACAUAAACUCAUUCAGAACAUUGUACCCUUUUGAAAGACUUUCGUAACUAAAAAAAAAGAGUACCAUUUUUAAGUGGGGGCUGUAUAAUAAGUUUUUAAAUUCCACCAUUAUGAGUAAAAAUAAACAAGUUUGCCAUUAAUUGUAAGCAGGAAACAAUUUGCAUUAUUUCCACGUACCCCUCCCCCAAUCCCUCUGUGCCCCAAAAUAUAUAGCGUGACAGUAUAACGUGACUAAUUUGACGUAACCGGAAAUUCCAAAAAUUGUUGUCGUUCUACGAGCAUAAAAUGCGACAGACUGAGCUGAUUUACACUAGACAGAAAUAUUGUAUUGUAUGAAAACCAGAAGUAUACUAAGACAGACUGAUAACUGCCCAUUGAUUCCGCCUGAUCCAGGGGCCUCACUGACUGCACGGAGACUUUACUGCGCUUUUCACAAUCAUGCGAACUCUAAAGUUCAAAAGCCACCUUCACAAUUGUGUUUAUCGCUGCCGUCAAUCAUAAUUACGAUCACAAGCAACGAACCUUGAAACUGAGAAACACACAAAACGGAUCGAAAUCCACAAAUCACAAAACAUGAGCUUUUGAACCCGUGAAGUAAAGUCUUGUUUCCUAAGAGGUCUGUUAAGAUGAUUGACAGCAGCGAAAAACGCAAUCGUCGGUUGGCUUCUGAACUUCAGAAUUCGCAUGUUUGUGAAAAGUGCGAUCCUAAUUUGCGGUCCACAGUCUACAAGAAAACGCACUAUUUUUUCCACAAGAUGAAAAAUAUUCAGUUUUAAGAUUUUCCUCAUGGUAUUUUUCUCUAACUUAAAGGAAUAAAAUCCUUUGCAUUUUGAGACCAUGUUGCGUUCACCAGCACGCACUUCAAACAAUGUAAAUAGAUGAAACGAUCGAUAACAUAUUUUUUACCUGAUACCGAUUCGAGUUAAAAAUUCGCUCCAGUUCUGUUUGUCUCACCCAAGACGAACUUUUGUGCAUGGAACAUAACUAUGCCGCUUUAUAACUCGUUCGAAGUUUUUGUGCCAGCUAAACAAUAUGGAAACACUAUUCACAGUGACUCCUUGGAUAUUAAAAAGACUGAACGUGACGCACUAUUAUGCCUUUGUUUACUUCUGAUCACAUCUUCAAGCGAAGUCUCUCUUUUCAAGCGAUUCAUCUCAAUGCACAAUAAUUGACCCUUAUAUUAGUUAAAACCCUAUGGUUCAUUUAUAUUAAUGCUGUUUUUGCCCCUCACAUUGACUGUGUUCGUUCGUAUUCAAAACACCUUUACGAAAAUAAAGGUCGUAUAAGUCAUGUGUGUUAUGCACUUAUCAAUUGAAACCCCGACCCCCCCCACCCCGGGCCUAUGUGGGGCAAUGUGGGGGAUUGUUAUGGUAUUUGAAGGCAUGGUUAGCCCGUGGGGGUGGGGGAUUUCUCAGGAUUUGCUUAGCAUAUUCAUGGCAGUCCAUGGAAGUCGGGGAGCGAGGUGGGGAUUUGACUCGUGCCUAGUUUCCUCACGGUAAUUUCUUCACGUGAUCACUGGUAUUUUGAUGUAUUGCUCGGCCGCCCGGGGGUACUGCCAUAUAUGGGCUAUAUAGGUAUGUGCUGCUGUGAAGGGUAUGGUUUUCAGGCAGUUUACUCUAGGAUAGGGUAUGUAAUUCAGAGCGUUUGGGUCUAGAAUAGGGUAUCAUUUUUCAGGAAACUGAUCAGUUGGUUGAAGAUUUUAUCUAGACAAGGGAAACAGCUACUCUAGGAUAGGGGGAUUUGGGGAGUUUACUCUAGUAUAGGGUAGCAAAAUUCAGCUGAACUAGCUCUGGUAUACGUUAAGGGUUCCAGAGUCCCAGCGGCUCAUCCCCACCCAGAAAUUCCUAAAGUACCACCCCCGGGCUCGGCCGUAAGUUUCCUAAUUGUUUUUCCUUUCAUUUCUUCACUGAGACUAAUCCUUUGCGAUUUUGCCUUGAGCUUUCAUGGUUCGUUGACUGGAAAUUGUUAUUGUUAUUCAAAACUUCUCAAACAAUGCAGAUACAAACUCCUCUACUUAUUAUAAAAGAUGCUGUGUCACGGCUAUCUGGUUCAUUUUGUUAAUAUUAUUACGUGGUCCCUAUUCGCUUUUGAGCGUUACGUUGGCAAAGAAAUGAAGAAAUGAAAGCUUCGUUUUAAACAGAUGUUUCUCCCAAGCAUAUCAAGAGUUACGGACGAAAACAAUGAACUUUGAAAAACUGUUAGGUUAACAAGUUUUCAAAAACCAAAAUUUCAAUCGGUUUUAAUCUUCUUUAUGUUUUCCCAUCUGUACCUUCUUUUGUAUUUGCUGAGUCAUUUAUACCAUCUUUUGGCAUCUUUUAAUGUCUUAAGCGGUUAUUUUUAUGUUUCACUCAAUUUGGUGGCAGUUCCCACAGCCUACAUUUUGGUAAAUUUCAUGACACAGCUCGUUUAACGUCUAGUGUUAAACCCAUGUGGUUUCUGAAGUUCUAUAUUUCCUCAUUCUUUAAGUGAGUCGGGCUAUAAAAUAUAGCUCCUAGGAACUAUUUUAUGCAGUCUAUUUAUAACAUCAGCUUGUGAAGGUUAAGGUAUGUUGGCUGCUAUUUUCAAUUAAACUUAUCAUUGCGGAUAUUACUUUCAAUGGAGAUGGUACGGAUUUCCUUUUACUUUAUAGCAAUGUGCUACUCCAUCAUCCAUUUUGUACCCUGACUUUUUUAUAAGUGGGUAGGGGUCAUUAUGUUUACUUAUUGUCAAAUAUUUGUUGUAUUUAUAUCUUGGUCUGUUAUCAUAUUUGCCUUUUUGCUCUAGUAAAUUUGUCAAUAUUAAGAAGUUGAAAAUUCGAACGAAAUAUUAAUAAAGUCAGUCAGGGAAUUAAAAGGGUUUCCCCACCUGGGUGGGGGUUUUACCUGUCAAUAUGCCCCAGUAGGGUGGGAGUUUGCCAAGAUUUGUAAUGAUGUCAAGUCAAAUCCCCACCUUGGCCCGGGGUGGGGGGGGGGUCGGGGUUUCAAUUGACAAGUGCAUUAUGUUUCGAGAUAAAUGGAUUAUACGCUUUUUUAAGUUUCCAUUUUGCGGUGACUUCAGUUUACAUCUCCAUAAAAUGGUAAAAGAAAUAUCAAGAAACAUCACGAGAGCUGAAAACUUUCAAAGGCAUGUUUCUGAAACUCGCUAAUGCUGACAUCAAUAUAGCGUGCUUGGGCGAAAACACAGAAUUGUGAUCACAAGAUCAUGUACAAAUUUAAUGAUAAAAGCUUAGCAAGAUACAAAUACAAACAAAAGCAAACCCCCUGAAACCUCGACGUGGGCUACACUUGUAUGCUCUACUCAGUCACCAAAUUGGGCGCUUUCCAUUUAGGAAAAAAACCCGGAAAUUUCGGUGGGAGCAAAAGUGGAAUUUUCGAUUGGUAAAAAGUUGUUCCAUUUGGUCGUAAACCCCGGUACGUCGCGGUGCCCGACGGUGGACCUUGAAUUGACUACGAAGGGUUACAAUCAAGUCUUCAGCCAUAGUGUCGUCAACUGGUGAAAUACCUUGCUCAUAAAUUGUGCUUCUUAAUUGCUCAUGUACUACAUCGAUCGAUAAUUCUCUCUUUGAGUUCACGAAGCGGCCACGGCGUUGUUCCAAACCUGACGCUCACAGUCAUCUUUUAGUGUGAACCUACCGUGAACGGCGUGUCGGUUUGAAUGCAACGCGAGCAUUUCUCUGAGUUUCCCAGCGCCAACAUCAUCUAACUGACUUAAACUCGAACAAUAAAAAAAUUAUAGAGUGACUCCCAUGAUCGAAUCGCUUCGAACAACGCAAAUAGCCUUCUUCAGGUUCGCAACGCUUUGUGGGUUUUUCAGGGGGAGCGCAGACGAGGUACAAAAAGUAUCCGUGCAAGGGUUCGUGCAAGAGAAACUCAUAUGAAACCAUUUGUAAGAACAUCGUUUCUCGGUACCAGACCCUCGUGUCUUCCCUCCCCCGGGAGGCCGUUUUUCGCCGCAGACGACCGAAAGCCCAUUUUAUGACUGGGCGCACAGGCAGCCCAGUAAUAAACUGCAGCAUAAUUAACAGCAUCUGUCCAGCUCAACUCAAACUGGCUCGUGUCACUCCGAUCCGAUUUACAAACAGGGGAGUAAAACCGAUCUUGACAAUUAUAGACCUAUAUCAGUCCUCCCUGUCAUUUCGAAGAUUCUCGAGAAACGUGUCUGCAAACACUUCUCAUUGCUUUUCUCACCUAUCACGAUUUACUGUACAAAUGCCAAUCGGGUUUUAGAGCUAACUACUCCUGCGAAACCAUCCUUAUCAAAAUUACAUAUGCAUGCCGGCUAGAAGCAAUGGAUAACGGCCUAUUUACAGGUGUUGUUAUGAUCUGCGCAAAGCUUUCGACGUUGUAGAUCAUAAACUGCUGCUCAAGAAACUUCCACUAACUCCCUCAAAUGGUUCCAAAGUUACCUCAGCGGAAGGUAAACUAUCUGAACCGCUCGGUAUUCACUCCGGUGUAUCGCAGGGGAGUAUUCUUGGUCCCGCCCUUUUUUUGCUCUUCAUAAAUGAUCUGCCACUAGUACUGAAGAAUAAUAUUGGCAUUUAUGCCGAUGACUCAACCCAGUUUAUGCAUCCGCACCUACCUUUGCUGAAGUCGAGGAGAAAAUUAGACCUGACUCUGACCCAGUAUCGAUGUGGGCAAAGGAAAAUAAAAUGAAAAUGCACCCAGCAAAGACAAAGUACAGUAUAAUCUCGACCAGACAAAAAAUUGUAAAUUCAGCAAAACAAACGCUCCCUUGACCUUUCAGUUGAGGGCAUGCAACUCACUAAGGUUAAGUCAGAACGUGUCUUAGGAGUAUAUAUUGAUAGUCAUCUCACCUGGAACGAACACAGUGAAACACUGCGCCAAAAACUACAUCAAAGAAUUGCACUUUUAGCAAGAGCUCGGAAAUAUAUACCAACCAAAUAUCGAUUGCUUCUCUACUAUGCCUAAGUAUCAAACCGCUCUUUACUUAUUGCUGUACUGUUUGGAGCGACUGUAGCUAAACCGACUUAGACGAACUGUUUAAACUUCAAAACCCUGCGCUCGAUAAAUUUUGGAUAGUCCUCGGGGUGAACGAUCUUUUGUUAAUUUUCAAAAGCUUAAGUGGCUACCAAUUGAUCAAAUAUUCAAGCUCAAUAAACUCGGCCUUUUAAACAAAGUCGUUGAUUCGAAAAGCACCGGAAUACUUAAUCACAAUGUUGGGCUCACUUUGGUUUGAACACAAGAUUUCUAAGGUACCAGAACAAAAACAUUAUACGGCUUACCGAAACCCAGAACCGAACCAAUGGGGAGAACAUUCUUCUAUUCCGCUAUUAUAAAAGAACUAAAUGCUGAACUUAGAACCAACCACCUCCUUUAGCUUGAUGAAGACAACACUGACUAAUAACGCCCCCUCAAACUAUACAGUGGACAAUUUUAAAGUUAAAAAAAGUUAUUCUGAUUUUAAUAUCAUUGUAGAUUGGAUUCCCUUUUUUACCAAUGUAUUCACUUCCGUUUUUAACAUCUCUCAAUUUUUUAAAUCUCUAGAAUUUUUAAGAUCUUUUGUUAUAAUCACUAUUUGUAAUAGGCUUUUUAUCAUGAUUGUUGUAAUUUAUUAUUACCGAUUUUGUUUUUAGAGGGCCAUUAGGGAGAAUACGUCCUGCACAAAACUUGAACUGAUACCGAUUUCCACGUCACAGUCGUACAGUGACGGCGAAGAAAUGUACAAAAAAGCUUCAUGCCCGUGCAGAGUUGUUGUUUUGCAAAUCCAAAUCUAUUGCUUUUUUGGCGUUCUCGUUGACCUCGCAUUCCUCGUUGCCUAAGCUCCCUGUGGCGGUGCCAUAAAUCGUUUCCCAGAGCUCUGGGAACGAGAUUCAAAAUGUUAGUCAGGGAGUUACGGAAGUGACUCAAUUUAAGUCUUGCCUCUUGCAUAAAGCUACAAAGAUUUGAGGUCACGCCUUGGGAUCCCUCGUACAGGAGGCCGUGUAAUAACCAACUGUGCUAGUCCCCUUAUUUCAUGAUUUUUACUAGGCUUAUAGGCGAGCAAACGAUGAUCCCCAAACUAGGCAAAAAUGAGGUCUUAUGAGUACAAUUACAUGCAAAAUAUUGGUUUAAAGUAUGAUCGAUCAAUCAAUGUCUAUCAUCUAUAUAACGAAUUCGCGGUGCCUGAAAUGGGCCUAAAUCAAGCAGAAAGAUCACGCAUUUUCAAUCGUGUUUAUAUGGGCGAUCACUUCAUAUGCCUUUUUCAAGUAAAGUUGCUUACUCAGGGGCACCCAACGUCAAUUUUUGGAAAAUAUCUGUUCGGAAGACGAUUUGAGAUCUAGAAUUUUCGGAAAAUUUGUUGUAAAAUUUCUUGCUUGCCUGCCUCUCCUUGGGAUUUUCGAACAUCUAAAAAAUGGUAUAAUUUCCCAUUUUUAACGGAUUUUUACCCUAAAAAGGUCACCUAGAAUUUUCAGGAGCCUUUUUUCUCGCUGAAAUUUUCGAAAAGGUAACUUUUGACCCCCAUAAUUUUCGGAUCACUAGACUUCCAGCUAGGAAAUCCGAACAGAUGAAAAAUUUUUUAGGAGAUAAAAAUAUGCCUAUAUCUAACGUUUAAAUACUAAAAUACGUUCCACAAUGCUAUGUUCAAGUAGUUUUGAAGUAUAUUCUCGCUGACUUUCUAAGCACUGUUCAGUACGAAGUUGUUUGUGUCGAGGGUUGCCCGGGGGAGAUGGUAAAAGGUAAAAUUGAAGCUUUCAUUAUACAUUCGCAAAGUGUUCAAUUUGUAAUCCAUUCAAAGACAACAUUAAAAAUACCUAUGCUUCUCUUUGCUUUAGGUGUUUAAGAAAGACAAACUUGCAGCGUGUUCUUUGGUUAAAAAGAAACCUAUUGCAUCACAAUCAUUCACCUUUUUCAAGAACACACAGUCGUUCUACUCAAGUUUAGUGACUACAUUUAAGUUUGGCUUUACACUAUCAGCGGGAUUCACAUUAGGCUUUACGCUCGACUAUGUUUCCAAAAGAAUAUCAGAGGUCAAUCGCACAGUUGCUGGGAAUAUGCUGGAAAUAAAGGCAUCAACCUACCAAUCCACACUGUACGACGACUGCAUAAUGAAUGUAAAGAAUUUCGAGCCGUCAUUCCUGUCUGAUUUUGCCCAGUUACCAACUCAAAUCGACCGGCCAUGGUGGCCGACAUCGUGGAUGAGAUACGAAGCUUUCCUCAAAAAAUACGGUUCCCAUAUGGUGUCGUCAGUCAUAUAUGGCGCCAGCAUAAAACAGAUGGCAUUCGCUGAGAGCAAAAGUGAGUACACCGAAAGAGAUUUCCAAGUAAACUGCUGCCUCCAGUUGGGUGGGUCAGCUGAAGCUGUCAGCGUCGAUAUUAACAUUUGCGUUGGUAUCACUAAGGAUGAAAUUGAACGGGUCAGACAUAUGGCAAUGAGUGACAGUCUCAUCAUAAGGGGAGGCAGUGACGAAACUCGCAACGCACUAAUUGGAAAACGCACUGCUGAACUGAUCAAAAAAUUCAUGACCGAAGCCAAGACGAUCAAUUCAACUAUGGAAUUCAAAUUCACGUCUAUAUGGGACAUUUUGAAAGGAAUCUCCAAGGUCACCAGUGACAAUUAUCUCAGAGCAGUCAACCUAGAGAAUUUCUAUCUCGGUUACAGAAACUACGGAUGCCCGCUUCAGAAGUCUGGAGAUCAGAUACUUCAAGUGUUCAAUCACAGUCGAUUUUCAACCCCGGACAUGCCCAUAUAUGAAUGCUCCCUCGCCCCUGACGGUUGCCAUAGUGACCAUGACUGUCAUUACGCAAUUGGGAUCUUUUGCGCCUGUCGAGGCCGAACCUGUGUAGAGUACAAAGAGAUUAUGCUGGAAAACGGAGCGUUUAAGACUAUAGCUGUUCCACACCUGACGGAUACAGCUUUUGAAUUAGAGUGGAAAGGCUGUGACUGGAACCCCCGUUUUCCGGGAUCCAGUUGUCAGUGCCGUAAAGAAAACCACCAACGAAAAGUGGUCUGGUCCUCCUUCCAGUCAUCGGGCUGCAGAUUGAGGGAUUGGGAAGGUUUUCCAAGAAGAAGUCCACUGAGAGAAAAUUAGUCAGAUAUCAACGCCUCCGUGCAGCGGCUUUAACCCUUUUCACGUCCGUUAGUGCCGCCAUGUUGUGCUAGAGGCCAUUAAACGCAAUAGUAAAUCAAUUAUUAAUCUGAAAUUUUUACACUCCAAAAAGCUGUUGAAAGAUCUGCACAUUAAAGGCAUAAAAACGCAGCCUCUCCUAUAGAAGACCUAAGGCCUGUUUACAUGGAAGUGGGGGACCCCAGCUAGAUGGGGUAACCCUCUUAGAUGGGGCAACCCCCCUGCCCAUGUAAUCUAUCAUUUUAAAAGUUUACAUGACAGGUGGGGUGACCAUAUGAGAGAUUAUAUAGACAGGCGGUUAUUCCACCAAAGCGGGUAAACAACAACAAAAACUUUAUUUUGCAUCUGAGAGGAUUAUAAAGGGCAGUUAACAUAAUAUAGCAAAUUCCAAAACAAUGGUAUCUUUACAGUUUACCAAAAAAAAAAAAAAAAAAAAACAGAUUAAAAUAACAUGAAUUGAAUAAACCUUACAUGGAGUAUUUUUAUCGCGAAAAUGAAAUAACUUUUUCCGCACGUGUGCACAUCUAUGGCAUGAUAAUGACAAAAAGAAAGAAAAAGUAAAUGGUUGCAUUGCAAAAUAUCAGAAAUACUAUUUUCUUGUCUUCGAUUUUGCUAAAUAAUUUGCAAGACUUAUUUUAUAGACUAAAUUCGCGGAAAAAUUGAUUUAAAAAUACAUUAUUAUUAGUCCGUCAAAACGCUGUUGCAUGGGCACAAGGAAGUUGCUCGAACCGGCGGCUUAUGGGGCUCCUGCCAUUAUUAGACAGGACUGGACUGGACUUCGAGGGUUUGGAACUGUCCGGGGACGCGACUGAGCAUGAGUGGUUCAACUGA